CUGGUUCGGAGGUGGCAGCCAUUUUGAGUUUUAGGUGCCAGAGCGGAGACGGCUGCAGUCGCCGCUUGUGUGGGGAGGGGUUGUCCCUGUUGGAAGGAGACGCCGCUGUUGCCCGUGUUGUCUGUCACCUUUGGGUGUUUGGUUGGCUAGGCAGUCCGACCGUCCCAGGAGCCGCCGGUGGUGGGUCUGACCGCCGCCUGCUCCGCGGAGAGAGCUCAUUCUCUACAGGCCGUGGGGGCCCCCGCUGACAUGUCCAGUAUGAAUCCCGAAUAUGAUUAUUUAUUCAAGCUACUCCUUAUUGGAGAUUCUGGUGUGGGAAAAUCUUGCCUGCUACUUAGGUUUGCAGAUGACACGUAUACAGAAAGCUAUAUCAGCACAAUUGGGGUGGAUUUCAAAAUCAGAACUAUAGAGUUAGAUGGCAAAACUAUAAAGCUUCAGAUAUGGGAUACAGCAGGACAAGAGAGAUUUCGAACAAUUACUUCUAGUUACUACAGAGGAGCUCAUGGCAUCAUAGUUGUGUAUGAUGUUACAGAUCAGGAGUCGUUCAAUAAUGUAAAACAGUGGCUUCAAGAAAUAGAUCGUUAUGCCAGUGAAAAUGUUAACAAGUUGUUGGUAGGAAACAAGUGUGAUCUGACUACAAAGAAAGUCGUAGAUUAUACAACAGCGAAGGAAUUUGCAGAUUCUCUUGGGAUUCCAUUUUUGGAAACCAGUGCAAAAAAUGCAACCAAUGUAGAACAAUCUUUCAUGACCAUGGCUGCGGAGAUCAAAAAACGAAUGGGUCCUGGAGCGACAGCAGGUGGCGCAGAGAAAUCCAAUGUUAAAAUUCAGAGCACUCCAGUCAAGCAGUCCAGCGGAGGUUGCUGUUAAAACUUUCCUUCCCAGCUCUUUCUCAACAAUGAAUUUGAAAUCUGAACCCAACUGAAAAAAAUGCCUGAAUUGUACUGUAUGUAGCUGCACUACAACAGAAUCUUAUCGUCUCCACAAAGGUCAGAGAUUGUAAAUGGUCAAUACUGACUUUUUUAUUCCCCGAUCUCAAUAAAGCUAACUUCAUUUUCAGAAAUGUGUUAAACCUCUUGUGUGCUGGUUUAUAAAUGCGUGUAAUCUUUGUUACUUUUUCUUAUACCAGAUUGUUUCCUGUGGUUGGCUAAAUUUUGAACAUUAUUUUGUUCUGAUCAUAUUGGCACAUUUAGAUGUCGGGUUUAGGCUUCUGAAGAUGAAGUUUAGUCUUUGUUUUUGUAUUCCACAGCACAAUUGUGGCUGUCACUUUUCCAUGCACAAAGUUCAUAAGGCAUUCUGUAUAAAAUCUAAUUUACUAGUUCCAUGUAGAGCUCUAAGGAAAUGGAAAGAACACACACUACCUGGGAUCAGCACUAAAUAACGGUGUGCAGCCAAAGCAGGUUUGGACUCUUGAGCAGCACCUCCUUGGCAACCCCUUUUGAAAUAGCAGGGCAUUUCACUAAGGGGAGGGGGAUUGCCAUUCAAAAGAAAGUUGCAAUCCCAUAAUAGGUCUUUGGAUCACAGAUGCUGAUUUUUCUUUAUACUCUGCAUAUAAUUUGUGGCUGCAGACUCUUGUAAUUUGUUGCACAAAAUGUAACAAACUGAAGAAAUGUUUAAUAAAUAUUGUACUUAUUGGAAGUAAUAUCAAACUGUAUGGUGAUAAAUAUUGUCUUAAUUCUUAUGAAUAAGGGGAAAGGCUUGCAUUGUGCCCCAGUGAACUUUUUCUGUGCAGUAUUGGCACUUUAAAAUCACUUCCUUAUAGACUAUACCUGCCCAGCCCAGCAAAUGACUAGCAAAUAUGACCUACAUGACAAAGUGUCGUGUGUUUCUGGCAUGUGCGCUGUACUUGGAACACAACUUAUACCAUUGUUUAUAGAACCAUAAUCACUCUAGAUGUACCAUUUCUUUCCCUUUGCAUCCUAAUUGUGUUUGAAUCUAUUUCUGAAUGGUUCCAUUUAGAAAUUAUUUGUCUCUUGCUCUGUCAUAGAAAAGGAAACAGUAUUUUUCCUAAAGUAUGAAUGACUUCAAGCUAACAAGGUGAUGUUAACUCUAAUGAUAUGUUAUGUCUUUUCUAAAUAAUGUUACUUCCAUUCUCUCACAAUCAAUACUGUUGACUUUAAUAAAAUUUUGUGCAAUUUAUUGGUCGGCUUGGUUAUGCACUAAGGCACAAGAAAAUUACAGUGAAAAAAAAGCAUAGUAAUAGGCAGCUGACCAAAAGACAAAUAAUACAUUUGUGCAGGGAGGAAACAUUUAAAUACAUGUGAAUUUGAGCAAAAAUGUGGCUUGGUUAUUGCUUUAGUGACCAUAUGUAUAACUUUUGUAUAAAGAAACUAAUCCAUUAGUGCCUGAUAUCUGGGUUUUAAAGUUACCAACUUGAUAAAAGAAUAUCUUAUUUACAAAAUAAUUUGAAAGAGUCAUUGACACUUUUUGUAAGCAAACACUCAGAUGUGGUUGAGAGGCAAAUGUAUUAGCAAAUCUCUGAGAAAAUUUCAUCCCCACUAUGGGAUAGACAUUAGUGAUCUGCAACUGGAACACACAAUACCUUAAUUCUUCAUAGUACUGUUGUUAGAAGAUUGAAAUUAUUGAAUUUCUGAAUUUGCUCUUUAACUUCAACAAUAAAGUGUACUUCAGAAUAAGAAA
Pantherophis guttatus is the source of this 2637-nucleotide messenger RNA. RefSeq names its product RAB1A, member RAS oncogene family (gene RAB1A). Lineage: Eukaryota; Metazoa; Chordata; Lepidosauria; Squamata; Colubridae. The record is from RefSeq and is a predicted model, not a curated record. Gene Ontology annotation, molecular function: GTP binding; GTPase activity.